Tachysurus fulvidraco (yellow catfish) is the source of this 5552-nucleotide messenger RNA. RefSeq names its product kinesin light chain 1a (gene klc1a). NCBI's taxonomy places the organism in Eukaryota, Metazoa, Chordata, Actinopteri, Siluriformes, Bagridae. The transcript has 18 exons. Gene Ontology annotation, biological process: axo-dendritic transport. Gene Ontology annotation, molecular function: kinesin binding. The coding region runs from base 2269 to 4227 and encodes 652 amino acids. Gene Ontology annotation, cellular component: membrane-bounded organelle; kinesin complex; cytoplasm. The record is from RefSeq and is a predicted model, not a curated record.
GUUUGACAUAGCUUGGUCUGUGUUGUGUGUGUUUUGGGUAGGAAGAUGCAGCCUUGUGUCUCACAUCAACCUUUAACAGCAGUGGCCUUUAAAGGAGAGAAGUAGUUUAUUUAGGGAAUCUAUUACAUGACCUUGCACGAAAUAUCAUGUCUAUGUAUGUAGGACUUUUAGUUAUUAUGACGGUAGAAAUUGUGGCACGAGGUACUGUACAGGUUACGCUGAAAUGGUUGCCGGUAUGGUGGAACACAUGGUUUGUGUUUAUGCCAGACAAAGCAGUACAAAACUGUCGGUAUGCUUUCGUUAUGGGUCUGAAGGACAUCUUUUAGAUGAGAUAUUUAGUUUUCUCUUGCAUGCUGUAUGUGUUUCGCUUCUUCUUUUUCAGAUCGAAUUAGGAGAAAUCUGUACCUUUUAAAAGCUUCUGCUUUUCAAUCCUAAGAAGGGCUCGAUGAGUACUGAUUUAUAGUAAGAAGUGUGUAUUUGUUGGUCUUUAUUUGUUGACUGACUACAACUUUUUGGUUUAGUUUUACAUUACACUUUAUUUGACAGACCAAAAUAUGAAGAAUCCUUGAUAAGCCUUACAGAGCUGCAAAGAUACUUGGGGAAAACUGUUUGGUUCAGAAAUACCGUGACAGAAUGAAGAAAUCACAAAAAUCAAUUAAAAAUUAAACCCAGAAAUGGUGCUAAUUAACUGACUUCAUAAUUUUUGUGUUUGCAUUUUCUUUUUUGUUUGUCUAUUACUUCAUGACCCAAUUUCGGCAGCUCACACAUCCAAAAACGUAGCAUGUUUGAUUCCCUUUCUAUUGAAUGAGACCACCUCGCUCAGGCAGUGAAGGACAAGGUGUUGAAGUCCUCACCAGAGUGUGAUUGCUGUGUUCACAACUCCCUAAAUGAACCAUACCAAAGGGGAAAAUGCAGCAGGGUUUGAAUUAGCACCCUAAAUAUAGCAUUAUCAGAAUAGCUUCUUAUUGCAGACUUAAUCAGGACUGAACUAGGUGGUCUAUAGAAUGAGUGCAGCGAAGUCAAUUUCAUUUAAUAAAAAGCCACAUGGACAGCCAUGGCAGUGACAAAUGCUGAGGAAGUGAUGGUAAAAACAUUUGAGAUUUAAGAUAUGGGAGACAGAGUACCCAGAGGCAAAGAUGGCCGAAUGCUGCUCUGAUCAGUAAUGAAUAAAAAUGUCAGCGUGUCCUCUGCUGUUGCUACCACAUUGUGACGAGAUCUGUUGGCACAUGGUCUUUCUCUUUGUUGCGAUGUGAUGUUGCUGUCUUUAACAGAGAAAAUAUGUGCAGUGGUGUUGUCACUAUUAGCAUUAGAGCUUUGUACCCUCCUCCCGAUGAGUUCAUACGUUUCCUGUUGAACAGAAUAGUGAGUCAUACUGCAGCUCGAUCAGAUUAACUCUUCAGCAAUGACUAACCAGCCCUGUACAAGUUUUAUUACUAUUUCCUGUGCUUUCUCUCUUUCUACCUUAUAAUAAUUCGAUAAGUCAGAUAAAUUGUAGUUGUAUUUUGGCCAUACUGUGUAAUAUAUGAAAAGAAAAGUUAGAGCAUACUCUGUAUAUAUGAGAGUAUGGAAAGAAGAGUUGGGGCAUAAAUGAACUGAUUGAUGAUCAUGUCAAAGGCUUGGAGCACUGUGUAGUGAAUAUCUGUGCUGCAGAUUGUCAGCUCUCUCCUUUUCUCUUAUCUGGCACCAUAUAGUGUCUGUAAGACAGGAUUGAUUUAAAAUGGUCUUUUCUUACUUUAUUCAAAUCUAUGUUUUUUGUUUAGCUCUGGAUUGACUAGAUUGAUUGUUUUUUUAUGGCUUUACGAUAUUUGAAUGACGGGAAUUGACCUAAUUUUUAUUAACACCUAGUACGUUUUUUAAUUUAGCACUAUAUUGAAACUGCUGUCCUUAGCUCGCACUUUGUCUUUACACCUUCCCUUGUAUGGUUUGCUAUUCUAAUGAAAAAGGGGAGUAUUGAUGAUUUUUGUCAGCCUUAAUAUUGGGUAACAUGGAGCAUUAAUAACCAAACUGUGAUAUUUAGUGCAUAUAAAAAGCACAAUUAGCAAAAAUAAACUUGUAUAUGAUGUAAAUUAUAACAUGCGAAUGCUGUCAGACUAACGUACAGUCGUACGAGGUUAUUUGUGUUGUUUUCUUGUUGCAUCAUUCCCUGAGGAUGUAUGCAAGAGAGAGUGAAGCACAAGAGAGUUCAUUAGUCUCCCAGCAUGCUCUGGUGCUUCCUUCCUGGUGGCUGUCACAUGUCGGUCUACCAGCCUUUCUCUGUCAAAUGAAAAGAUGCGUGAGGAAAUGUCGAGUGUGGUGUGUGUGAAGGAGAUGGAGGGGCAGGGUGACCCUGCAGAAAAGCUGUCCCAGGAUGAGCUGCUGUGUCGGACACGGGAGGUGAUGCAGGGGCUGGAGGCUCUGCGUGCUGAACACCAGGCCAUCCUCGAGGGUCUGAUGGGAACGCUGCGUUGCCUCAAACAAACCCAGGAAGGCCGUGCUGUAGAAGAAAAGACUGUCAUGAUUCAACGCUCACUGGAAAUGCUAGAGCUCGGUCUGAGUGAAGCACAGGUAAUGAUGGCUCUUUCAGGGCACCUGAGCGCAGUAGAGGCCGAGAAACAGAAGCUUCGUGCACAGGUCCGGCGGCUGUGCCAGGAGAAUCAGUGGCUGCGUGAUGAGCUGGCAGGAACACAGCAGCGACUGCAGAAGAGUGAGCAGAGCGUGGCCCAGCUGGAGGAGGAAAAGAAGCACCUGGAGUUCAUGAAUCAGCUAAAAAAAUAUGACCAAGACCUCAGCCCAACAGAUGACAAAGACUCUGACUCGAGCAGAGAGACUCUGGAUGAUCUCUUCCCUGAUGAUCAAGAUGAGCCAGCCUCUGGCAUCCAGCCCACACACAGCAGUGCUGUAGCAGCAGCUCAGCAGGGAGGCUAUGAGAUUCCAGCCCGGCUCCGAACCCUGCACAACCUGGUGAUCCAGUAUGCUUCUCAGGGCCGUUAUGAGGUGGCCGUGCCCCUGUGUAAACAGGCACUGGAGGACUUGGAAAAGACCUCAGGCCACAACCACCCUGAUGUUGCAACAAUGCUCAACAUUCUUGCCCUUGUCUACAGGGACCAGAAUAAGUACAAAGAGGCUGCAAACCUUCUGAAUGAUGCACUCGAUAUCAGAGAGAAAACACUGGGCAAAGACCAUCCUGCGGUGGCCGCUACACUGAAUAAUUUGGCUGUCCUUUAUGGUAAGCGUGGGAAAUACAAAGAGGCAGAACCACUAUGCAAAAGAGCACUGGAGAUCAGAGAAAAGGUGCUAGGGAAGGACCACCCAGAUGUGGCAAAGCAGCUGAAUAACUUGGCUUUGCUGUGUCAGAACCAGGGCAAGUAUGAGGAGGUGGAAUAUUACUACCAGAGAGCGCUUAAAAUCUAUCAGACCAAGCUGGGCCCUGAUGACCCCAAUGUAGCCAAGACCAAAAACAAUCUGGCCUCAUGUUAUCUGAAGCAAGGGAAGUUUAAGCAAGCAGAGACUCUCUAUAAAGAGAUCCUAACACGAGCACAUGAGAGGGAGUUUGGCUCUGUAGAUGGAGAGAACAAGCCUAUCUGGAUGCAUGCAGAGGAGAGGGAGGAACAGAGUAAAGGGAAGCAAAAAGAUGGCUCCCCAUUUGUAGAGUAUGGUGGUUGGUACAAGGCCUGCAAAGUGGACAGCCCAACUGUAACAACCACACUGAAGAACCUGGGUGCACUGUACAGGCGGCAGGGCAAGUUUGAGGCUGCUGAGACUCUGGAGGAGGCUGCGAUGCGCUCCAAAAAAAAGGGUCUGGAUUCAACCAAUAAGCAGCGUGUGGCUGAGGUUCUGGGGGAUCCAGAGGCUCGGGAGAAGCAGAGCAGCAGAGAGAGUCUAAUCUCUGACACGGUGAAGUACGAAAGUGGCCCAGAUGGGGGAGAGGAAGAGAAGUGCUCAGGGCACACAACAGAGGAGACUGCAGCAGGGCGAAGAGGGGAUGGCUCGGGCUCAUUGAAGCGCAGUGGCUCCUUCAGUAAACUCCGAGCCUCGAUUCGCCGGAGCAGCGAGAAACUCGUCCGCAAGCUCAAAGGAGGCAGCUCACGAGAAAACGAACCCAAGAAUCCUGGCAGCAUGAAGAGGGCCAGCUCUCUGGGGGUUCUCAACGUACCGGACAAACCUGUCGGCGAACUCCUCAAAGAGCGAAAUAAUCAUCUGAGGAAAAGUCGGGACCUGAGUGCCAGUCACACUGACCUAGCGCAUUGAAGCUCUGCGUAGCACAUGCUGAUGAAGUCGAGAUGGUUCAGUCAGGGCACAGAGUGAAACAACUUCUACACCUUUCUCUCAGCCUUUUUUUUUUCCAUUUACACAGGAAACCUUUUACAGACAUUUACCUUUAUUUCCCUUUACACUCCAGAACAAAGUAAACAAAUGUAACUUGUGUAAUGUCUUUGGACAACACUAGAAAUUCUAUGGUCAACUGCUGAACAAGUGAAACUACCAGUCAUGCAUUCUUAACGCACUCCCAGCCCCGAACAACUUGACCUUUAAACCUGCAGGUGAAACUUAUGAAAUAAAAUUUAACUUGGCACAUUAUUCAGUCUCAGGUUAGGGAUUGACACAUACUGUAUAUUGCACUUUCUCCCCAAUGAUUAAUGUUCUGUAUGUUUGUGUUUCUUCUUGUCUAAUGUGUGUGAAGGAUCUAGUAACAUAGCUGUGUGAUUUGUAUGUGUGCUUAUAGUUACAAAUGUGCUUUAUUCCCAUUUGGUCAUUUUCUACCCCAUUCAUUUCAGUAACACUAGAUGUUCACGUUCGUAAGUUUUUCCUGCAUUUCCUGGACUGUUUUUUUGUGGUAAGUUAUGAAUCACACCUAUUUUAAGGUCUCUGUUUACAUUUUUAUUUUUGUUGAGUCUCAGCCUACCUAUCAAGCCUUAAAUGGUUCAUUAACCAGAUGUUUCUCCUUCAAAUGUCCAUAAUUACGAAUGUGGAUCAAAAGGUUUCAUAAGUACCAAGAAAAACUGCACUUCACUGGUCCGGAGAAAACGCUGCCUCUUUAUCUGUCACAUUUUAUAUAUAUAUAUAUAUAUAUAUAUAUAUAUAUAUAUAUAUAUAUAUAUAUAUAUAUAUAUAUAUAUAUAUAUAUAUAUCUGAUAGACUAAUAAAUAUUUUGAAAAAGAUUUUAAUUGCCUCUUUUAAUCAAUGCUGAUUGCUUGAGUGAGAUCUAAAUCUAAUCUCUAAUUAGUGAUUGAGAUGUUUUCUGAUUGGUCAAAGUCAAUUACAAUUUAUGAUUAAAUGAUAUAAAUAUACAUCUUGGUCCAAAGAGUGAGCCAAUUUCCAAGAGUAAAAUUGGACCACUGAAAGAAAGGUUCAACUCUACAAACAUCAGUGAGGAAAAUGAAUGACGUUUAUACAGGUUUCUUAUACACUGCAUGUAUAUCUCUGCAUUGGGGCUGCUUCUCUGCAUUCUGACAAAGUGCAAUAUUGUAGCUGCUUUGUGUUUGUUCUGUUUGACUUUAUAUGUAUAUGAAAUUGGACUGACACAAGCCGCUUGGCUUGUUGUCUUUAUUAAUAAAUUUGUCAAUCUCUCUUCA